This is a messenger RNA of Juglans microcarpa x Juglans regia, 1410 nucleotides long. RefSeq lists its product as uncharacterized. The transcript is spliced from 12 exons. Bases 149 to 1099 code for a protein of 316 amino acids. Lineage: Eukaryota; Viridiplantae; Streptophyta; Magnoliopsida; Fagales; Juglandaceae. The record is from RefSeq and is a predicted model, not a curated record.
GAUAGAUGGAAGAUGGAUAUUGCAGCUUUAAGACCGGAAAAAAAAAUAAAAAAAUAAAAACAAAUAAAAACAAAUUACCUACAAAAAGAAAAAAAUAAAAACGGAGUGAAGGGUGGGUAGGUAGUUGCGGCCGUGUCGAGGGGAAGAGAUGACGACUCUUCUGGUAUCGCCGUGGACGACCAAGACCUUCUUCAUAUUUUCUCGCAUAAAUGUCCUCAGAAAAUCCCCUCACUCUUCCCUUCCUUUUCUUCAUUUCCGCCCCUCCUUUACGCUAUUCUCUCCGCUUUCAUGUUCUUCUCCUCCUCUCUUAAUGGCCGCUUCAUCCUCCUCUCCUUCAUCAAUCACCAAUCCUCCGACCUCACCUGGAGAUGUUUCCGAUGUAUUUCAACUGAUUCAAGCACAUCAGGAAAAAGCUGCUCGCCUUCCUCCAAUUGAGGAGAUUCGAACUGUGCUUGAUCACAGUGUGCGCGGGAUGCUAUCUACCUUUUCUCAGAAGCAUGAGGGCUAUCCAUCGGGGUCAAUGGUUGAUUUUGCCUGUGAUGCAGAUGGAUCCCUAAUAUUAGCAGUCAGCAGCCUGGCGAUUCAUACAAAAGACUUAACUGCUAAUCCGAAAUGCUCAUUGCUUGUGGCUAGAGAUGUGGAGGACAGGACUGAUUUAGUAAUCACCCUGCACGGUGAUGCUAUUUUUGUUUCUGAAAAUGAGAGAGCUGCCAUUCGUACAGCAUAUUUGGCAAGGCAUCCAAAUGCAUUUUGGGUUGACUUUGGUGACUUCCAAUUUAUGCGAAUCGUACCAAAAGUUGUACGGUAUGUUUCAGGGGUUGCCACAGCCGUAUUAGGAUCAGGAGAGUUCAGUGCAAAAGAGUAUAAUUCUGCAAAAGUUGAUCCGAUUGCUCAGUUUUCUAAACCUGUUACGUCUCACAUGAAUAAAGAUCAUGCUGAAGAUACAAAAGUUAUCGUGCAACACUGGACAUCAAUUCCGGUGGACUCUGCUUAUAUGCUGGAUUUGGACAGCCUUGGUUUCAAUGUUAAGGCUGGUUAUCAAGGGAACACUUUCAAGCUUCGAGUACCUUUCCCUAGACGUGCAGAAGAUAGGAAGUGAGACACUUUAUUUGAAAGAACUCGGAUGUGAAGACUCUUGUAGUGGAAAUGCUUCAAGCUGCUAAGCCUCAAACUGGUUGAUCUCAGAUCAGAAAAGAAAAGAUACAUGUUUAAUAAACAUAUUCUGGUUAUGUUGGAUCGUGCAGCGCAUAGCAAUUGCCUUCUCUGGACGUGGAGAGAUUCAAAAUCAUGAAAAAUGCGAAAAAGAGAAUUCUGGUGGAAAAAGGGACAAAUAGAAUAGGUGUUCUUUUGGCUUAUUUCUCAUCUAUGCUCAGGCGUUUUAUUUAUGGAAAAGAGGCUGUUGUGGUUAAA